UCAUAGCAACGGUGUUCCAAUUGGAGUGCGGACGGUGCAGUGUUUGUGGUGGCAAUUCGAUUUUUCGGAAUUUUUUAUAAGGCAGCCGUGAUUGCUUUUUUGCUCUCGUCAGAACGCGUUAAGUAAUCAAUUAGAAAUUUUCAACUGGGCGCAUUGAGAGUUCCAAACCGAUUCCGGCGUGGAUUCGGAGCACUUAUUUCCGUGAUUUCCGCCUUCGAGUGCACUGUGCUUUUGUUUAUACGACCUCCGGUCGCCCCACAUUUUUUGGUGAACUUGUGCCGCCCAGCGGUGUUGUCAUUGCCCCACCUCCCCCGGAAAAAAUCGAAACUCCCGCAUAGUGGGCGAUAUCGCAGGGCGAAGUCGUUUAUGGCCGUUAGACCAAAACUUUCCACAAAACCCUAGAAGCUUGCGCAAUUCCGAACCUCAACCAACCCAGCAGAGCUAUUGGCAUUUAAUAUUUCCGAGUGCCACCCCAAAACGAAUUUAAAUUCAGAGGAACAGCUGACUCGGGUCAGAGCUGAGGCAAAUCCACCCCACUGUGCAAAAGUGGAAACACUUGGGCGGCAGAAAUUCAUAAAGCAAAAAGCUAACAAAAUCGACAAAGGGAAACACUGAAGAAGAAAUAAAAGAGAGAGCGAGCUUAUUUGGUUUAUUUAAAGACUCGCCUGCACAACAACUACAAUCAAUUUAUUAUUCAGCCUAUAAUGUAAGAUAUUGCAAUGACAAAGGACCAAGAUCCAGCUAUGGUUGUAACUUAGCCCAGGAACCCCGAGCCCAACAAUUACCGCAGAGACAACGAAAGUCGCACUGAAGGCUGCUAAUCGAGGAAGCAGAUCAUAAAUCACUAUCUGGCGCCAGCGAGGAGGCAGCGAUUGAGUUGCACCGCCGAACAAGAAUUAAUCAUACGCCGCGUUGACCGACCAGCUGUCGAUAUGUAUACUCCUGCCAGUCCGCCCCCGCACCCCUCGCCGCGCACUUGACACGUGGAGCGGCAGAAUAUCCUGCUCCGAAGCCGCAGCAACACCUCCUGGAAAGCCACUGAGAGCCAGCUUCGCGUUUGAUUUGUGUUCGUUAUUUUUUAUGGUUUGAGCUCGACGGGCGCGCUAAUUCGUUGUCGUUAUCAUCGCAAAGUGCUCGGUGUCGGUGAACACAAAGUACCGCAUGUGGCUGCCAGGGCUAAAUCCGUUUACCGGCAGCAUAAACUGCUACAAUAGCAUAACCAACAGCAACAGCAACACCAACUGUAACAUCAGCAGCAACUGCCAGCGGUUGCCGUCAAUUAUCGCUCAAUAUAUUCUCCGUUGGCCUGUGAUAAACCCCCUAGCGUUCUUAAUGAAUGACAUUCGGUCCAAGUCAUUCUAUCGUGCAGGCAAGGCAACAUCUGCAGCAUCCGCAUCGGCGACCACUGCCGCUAAGGCGUUCGACAACAGCCAGAACAACAAUCCCCGUACUUACAACAACAGCGGCAAGUCGAACAAGGUGUUCCUGCACUACAUACCCCGCGACCCGCGCCUAAGAAUUUUCAAUAAGACCGCCACCCUGAAUAAACACUCGAACCGCACUCUCAGCGAGUUAAACAUAACUGAAGAUCUGUGUAAUUAUGGUGAAUUGAUUGGCGGCAGUGCUUCGGUGAAACCAGUGAAAUUAGUGCUAGUGAAGUCUUAAAGCCGCAGAGCGCCAAUCGCUUGGUUCGUUUGUUCGGUGGAGCUGUUGUCGUGCGAGAAGAGCACUGUUUGGAUUACGAAAGCUACGCACCGCAGUCGAUCACCGGAAGGGGAAGCCUUCACCUACCGCCUACUUAAGAGAAUCCACGAAUCCAUGCUGAAAUCUAAUGCAAAUUGUGUUCACUUCCAAUA
This is a messenger RNA of Drosophila ficusphila, 1856 nucleotides long. RefSeq lists its product as uncharacterized. The transcript has 3 exons. The record is from RefSeq and is a predicted model, not a curated record. Bases 1162 to 1665 code for a protein of 167 amino acids. NCBI's taxonomy places the organism in Eukaryota, Metazoa, Arthropoda, Insecta, Diptera, Drosophilidae.